Alosa alosa (allis shad) is the source of this 5382-nucleotide messenger RNA. RefSeq names its product aryl hydrocarbon receptor nuclear translocator-like. NCBI's taxonomy places the organism in Eukaryota, Metazoa, Chordata, Actinopteri, Clupeiformes, Clupeidae. Gene Ontology annotation, cellular component: aryl hydrocarbon receptor complex; nucleus; cytoplasm. Gene Ontology annotation, molecular function: DNA-binding transcription factor activity, RNA polymerase II-specific; RNA polymerase II cis-regulatory region sequence-specific DNA binding; protein dimerization activity. The record is from RefSeq and is a predicted model, not a curated record. Gene Ontology annotation, biological process: regulation of transcription by RNA polymerase II.
UUUUGACCAAUAGCCAACGAGAGUUACAAAUAGUUUGCUUGAGUUGCGCUUUUUUUCUGGAAUCCCCGGCCAUCUUGGAUAAGGAAGGGGUUUAAACCAGAAAAAAGCAGGAAAGACAAAAAUACACUUAUUUCACCCCUUUUAGGUUUCGAAAAUAUUAUCAUUUGCAAAAAUGAUAUAGGAAAACCGCUUUAGAGUUCGUACAUUUAUUUAUUUUGCUUAAAAUGCGCAAGUAACGUCAGUUAAGUGAGGAGCUCCACUAGAAAACAAGGUUCGGGGAUUUUUCAGCUGAUAAAGUUGUUUUGUUUAUGUUUCUUCAAUUCGGACAUGGACUCUUCAAACUCAGAUAUGCCAGACAUGUCUCCUAUGGGGCUAGGAGCAUCAUCAGCAUCCGGCGGAGCUGUCGUUGCGAAAGGCACUAACAAGAGACGGGCUGGCUCUGAUUUCGAUGACGAUGACGAAGGAAACAAGCUGUUCAGAUGUGAUGAUGAUGGAGCUGGUUCAAAUGAUAAAGAACGCUUCGCCAGGGAGAACCACAGCGAAAUCGAACGGCGGCGGCGAAACAAGAUGACUGCAUACAUCACGGAGCUGUCGGACAUGGUGCCCACCUGCAGUGCUCUGGCCCGCAAGCCGGACAAGCUGACCAUCCUGCGCAUGGCCGUGUCCCACAUGAAGUCCCUCCGGGGCGGCAACACCACUCCCGACGGCACCUACAAGCCCUCAUUCCUCUCAGACCAGGAGCUGAAGCACUUGAUCCUGGAGGCGGCAGACGGGUUUCUGUUUGUGGUGUCGUGCGACUCCGGUCGCAUUGUGUACGUGUCUGAUUCUGUGACCCCCAUCCUAAACCAGACACAGUCCGAUUGGCUUGGCUCUUCCCUGUACGAUCAGCUCCAUCCAGAUGACAAGGAGAAACUCAGAGAGCAGCUCUCCACAUCCGAGAACAGCAAUAAUGGUCAGUCUUUGUUAUCGCACAUGAAGGGACAGCAGCGUAAGGCCUCCUCAGCGCAUCGGAUGAGUAUGGGAGCACGCCGUACAUUCAUCUGCAGGAUGAGGAUUGGGAUGUGUCCAGUGGAACCAGUGUCAAUGAACAGACUGAAUUUUCUCAGGAGCCGAAACAGGAAUGGCCUGGGUCCAGCCAAGGAGGGGGAGCCCCAGUAUGUGGUGGUACACUGCACUGGCUACAUCAAGUCAUGGCCACCUGCAGGUGUGACGCUCUCAGAUGAAGACACUGACAACAGCCAGAAUAACCGCUUCUGUCUGGUAGCCAUUGGUAGACUACAGGUGACCUGUUGUCCCAGCGACUCGAGUACCAGCAGCCUGAACGUCCCUGUGGAGUUCAUCUCCCGCCACGACUGCCAGGGCUUGUUCACCUUUGUAGAUCACCGCUGCAUGGCCACCGUGGGCUACCAGCCUCAGGAACUCCUGGGAAAGAACAUUCUUGAACUGGCCCAUCCUGAAGAUCAGAGUUUACUUCGAGACAGUCUGCAACAGGUGGUGAAGUUGAGAGGGCAGGUCAUGUCAGUGAUGUUCCGCUUCCGCUCCAAGACCAACGAAUGGAUCUGGAUGCGGACCAGCUCCUUCACGUUCCAGAACCCCUUCUCCGAGGAGAUUGAGUACAUCAUCUGCACCAACGCCAAUGUCAAUAGAGCUCCGAAUCAGGACUCCCUCACCCCCCUGUCGUCCCCGGGGGUGGCACUGCCCCUCACGCUGGGGCAGAACAGCCCUAACUGCCCCCCUGCCCACAGCCCCGGGCAGGUACCGGUCAGGCAACUCCAGCAGCAGGCUGAGCUGGAGGGGGCCGGAGGCAGAGAGGGUUUGUAUGAUUCUACCCAGGUGGCACUGCCACAGGCGGCUGCACAGGCAGUAGGCGCUACUGUAAGCGUAAAUGCCUCCAAUCACAGUAAGCCGCUGGACAAAGGGGAGCUGUAUGCCGAGCGAGACCCCCAGUUCUCUGACCUCUUUGCAGACCAGCCGAAGCCCCUGCCCACCACUUCUGCCCUCGGCCGUUCAGCAGAUGUUCACCCAGCCCAACACCUUCUCAGCAGCCGGACGACCCGCUGGCCAGUGGGACACCCCCAGCAGAUGGUUCAGGUGCCCCCCUCGGCAGGUCAGAUGCUGGCCCACAUGUCCCGCCAGAACGCGCCUGGAGGGGCGCCCCCAACACCGCCAGCCCCAACCAGGCUGGGGCAAUGGGGGCUAAUGCAGCGUGGGAGGGACCAAGGCCCCCCCUUCAACACACAGGGGGCAGUGUCCACAGUGAAGUCUCCCCCGUUUGGCAUGGGGGACUUCACCUCAUCUUCCUCCACCUCCUCCUCUUCCUCGUACAGGCCGAUGGGCAGCGCUGCCACCACCACCCCCUCCAGCGUGGCCACCUACCCGACCCUCAAUUCCUCUAGCACCUCCACCAACGGCUAUGGAAAUGGCAGUCAGGCAGGAGCACAGUUCCCCUCCAGGCCAGCAGAGGCAGUGUGGGGCCAGUGGCAGGGCCAGCCUCAAGCCCAGGGUGCCGCUAACCAUCAGGCCAAUCAGGCGGAGAUGUUUCCGCAGGAUGUUUUGUCCAUGCUGGAUCCAUCGGCCAAUUUUAACGGCGAGGACUUUGGCGAGAUUUCCAUGUUCCCCUCCUUCAAUGAGUGAACUAGUGUUGAAUAUCUUUUCCCUCUUUCUCGCUCUCCCUUCUUUCUGUCUCUUUCUCUACAAGGCUGUUUUUCCUUUCCCCUUGUCCUUCUUUGAGUGGUGCCCUCUUUAUGUCUCUCUUGGGUGUUCUGUUUUCUGUUGAUUUUUUUACCAAAUGGAGGUUGAUGAUGUAGGGAUAGGUCCAGAGAGAAGGAUGUUGAGCCAUGGAAUCUGAGGAUGACCUCAGGUGAUGAAAGAGAUCUAAAUUGCGUCAAGGACCAGGUCUAGACCAGGACCGGAUGAGAACAGGGUGUUUUUUUUUUUUUUUUUUUUUUUUUUUUUUUUCUAGAGUCUGCAGAGAAUAAGAAAAUUAUCUCAAAGGAAUGUGAUAUGUGAUAACAGGACUUGUAGAUGUCAGAAUUACACAGACACACAAUUCCACACUCAGCCAUUUGGCUGUUUGAGUGGCCACACAGCCACACAGCAAAAAAUGGAUUCUUAAUCUUAUAUUAAGAUUAAAAAAAAUCUGUUUGGUAUUGUUUUUAGUAUAAAGCGACUUAUAAAAAUGAAAUUAAGUCAAAUGAUUUUACGAGAAAGUGUUAGGCAAGUCUCUUUAUACUGAAAACAAUACAAAUAGUUUUUUUUUUAUCUUGAUAUAAGAUUAAUAACACUUGGUUAGAUUUGAUUAGAUAAGUAGUUUUGCAGUGCAGUACACAGAGUAAGCGCACAAUCGCACAAUAAAAGCACAAAAUGUCCCACACACUGGUGCACUGCCACUCUAAGAACUACUGCACACUUCCCCUCCACACACACUUAGAUUUAUGUUGAUUUAUCACAUGUAGAUUUAUCUGUAGACUCCAUCUGGAGCGUGUCGGGCCAUAGUAAUGCCCAGAUGCGUACGGGCCUCAGCUGGACUUUGGAGGUCUUGGGAGCUCAUGGCUCAAGAGACGCGAAACCCUGUCUCAGAAAGAGAGAAGAUGUGGCACUUGCCUUAAGCACUGAGCUUUGACCCCAUGGGGUCACAGCGGUGUACUAGGAGUGCGUCAGGGUCAGAGGUCGAUUCCCUGUGGGCCGGAGCGGAGCGGGAACUCGACACCCAUCAGCCCAUCUCUGUCUUCUCACAGCUCUUCCAGUGAGUCACCUUUCAGUCCCAACGCACACAAACGCGCGAUCGUGUUUUGAGAGCGUACAAUCUCAGCCCAUUCCUAUGCAUCUCCGCUGUCCUAUGAAUAUUGUAUUGUGUUGUGAUGGAACGGGAGUGGUUUUUAUGGGCCACACACACAUACAUGUACACAAACCCAGGCACACUUCACAGGUGUGGUUGGAAGUGCAGAAGGUUGUUCCUCAGUAACUGGAGAGCAGCAGAGGUUGUCAGUCCCACGCAAUUACUUGGUCACCCUUAAAGGAAAUGAGUCGGACUAAUGGAAGUUGUGGACUGGGUGUGCCAUUUGGUUGAGAUGCUUUCAGACCCUCACACAGCCUUCCUGCUUCCUGAAGAGACCAUCCACACUCUCCUUCCACUCUUCACUUGUGUGUCAACUCCAGCUUGUUUGUUUGUUUCUUAGUUUGUUUGUUUGUUUUUUAAUCCUCUUGGAAUUGUAAUCGAUUUUUCUUGGUUUUCUUUUAUGAAAAAGAAAUAUUGAAGAGCAAGGAUAAAGUGAAAGCAAUAAUUAUGUGCAGGAAUUUUGUAUUUUAAAAGCCAUUUUCUUUGUUGGUUAUUUGGUCUUUUUUGGUAUGCGUUGUUACAGGUUAAAUUGUUUUAUCAUGCACUAGAUGAGGCAAAGUAAAAAGACAAAAGAUAUUUUACAGGUAAAGGUAUAAUAAAGAUAUUAGGUAUUCUCAGGUUUCUUUGGCCCUGGCUCCUCUAUUCUCUUCGAAAUGGAAAGGAGUUUCUUUUGGUGCUCAAUUCUCCCUUGCUCCCCUCCCUUCUAAAUGGAAAGGAGUUUCUUUUGGUGCUCAAUUCCCCUUUACAACUCCACCCCAGUCAAGUGAGGGAAACUGCUUUGACCUUUCACCUUAGCAGCCCACAGUACCGAUAGUUCUGCUGGUUCUGGUUACACUCUAGAUAGAACCAGCUGCUCCCUGGGCUAUCUGUUGGACUCCCUUCACUCCCUGGGACUGAUCGUUCUACAUAGAAUCCCAAAUAUUUAUUAAAAUAGUGAUUGGGUCUUUUUCAUUUUUUUGAAAGCAAGAUUAGUUUAGUCGUUGACAUUUUUGGUCUUUUUGUUUAAUUCUCAGGCAUGUUGGGUUAAACUACUCAUUAGCUUUGGUUUAGCUGUAGUAGGUCCUUCCAAUUGGCCUUUUAAGAGAAGUGGGGACUGUUUUGGACACAGGAGGGGGCCACCGAAUCCAAAGGCUUGAGCAAUCCCAUCACGUGAAAUGUGUGUUUUUUUUUUUUUUUUAUUCUAGAUGAUUUUGAUUGACACCCUUUUUGUGUGUGUGUGUGUGUGUGUGUAAUGAUGUCUGCACAUGUUUGAAGGAGACCGUCUCUCACAGAUGUCAAUACAUGUAAUAUAUAAAAGUACACACACCUGUCUUUAGUACUUUCCCAUUUUUAAAAGGGCGAUAUGUUUCUUGUCGUCUGUGCAGAUUUGAAACCACUUUGGUUUUCCCGUGUCCAGGUUUUUACAAUGAUGUGAAUUGCAGUUUAUAUAUUUCACUUAAGACACACAAAUAUAUGGAAAAAAAAUAUAUGUAUAUGAAAUGUUAAACGAGAAAGAAUGAUGUUUGUUGUCUUUUUUUGUAUUAAAUCAUUAUAUUGUACAAAAA